GGUGUGUGUCGAUGUGGUUGGUGACUGAACAGUUACGCUCAUAUUGUCCAGUCAUUCUGUGUGCAUUCGACAUUUCCAAAGUGGAGCCUCCUGUGCCCGGAUGCUGUUGCUGAAUUAGCUGUCCAGUGCAAAACGUACCAAAUUCGAAGUGAAGAAACAAAAGUUACUUCUGUACAUUAUCACUAAGCUGUCGAAGCUGCCAAGCCCAGAAAAAAAUGUGGCCUGUGUAUGUUGGUAAAUGUGAAAGCAAGAUGUAGCUGACCUUGUUCCAAACUUGAAUCGGUAUCGUUCCAUUUGCACUCACAGUAUAGGUGACAAUUGACCUCAUCAGCUUGAUACGGUAGCGGCUUGAGCUAUGCCUAUCUGUGUGUAGCAUCAAGCCAGCAGUGCAUUUUAUUGAAGAUUACCAAGGGACCAUCCAGUAUUUGAAGAUUUCAAGCAUGGGGAGACAGUGCCUGCUCCCACUGGAACUGGCAGAUUGCCUUACAGACAGCCCACAUUUCCGUCAAAAUCUUCAUGCGUAUGAAAAGGAACUGGAAAACACUAGUGCUUCAAUCAAAACAUUGGUCAAGGACAUCAAAGAGGUGUUGGAUGCUGCUAAACAGCUGUCGCGGUGCCAGCGGGCGUUCGCCAACAGCCUGGACAAGUUCCAGUUCGACUGCAUCGGCGGCUCGCAGACGGACGACGAGAUCGUGAUCGCCGGCUCGCUGAAGCAGUUCGCCGCGCUCAUCCACCUGAUCGAGGAGGAGCGACAGCGCAUGCUGGACCAUGGUCACAAGCACAUCCUGGGCGCGCUGGAGUCGUUUCGAAGGACGCACAUCGGAGCGGCCAAGGAGGGACGCAAGAAAUUCGAGAAGCAGACGCAGAAGUUCUGUGCUAGCUUGGAGCGCCACCUGAACCUGUCGACGAAGAAGAUGGAGGACCAGGCCAUGAAAGAGGCGGACGCGUCGCUGGAGAUGGAGCAGCGCUUCUUCGUGCAGGCCAGCCUCGACUACGUCUGCAUGCUUCAGGAGGUGCAGGAGCGGAAGAAGUUUGAGUUCGUGGAGACGACGGCGCCGAAGCCUGCCCACGUCCGCUGCUUCGGGUGCAUGUACGGCUGGCUCACGUUCUACCACCAGGGACACGAGGUGGCCAACGACUACAAGGGCCAGAUGACCGACCUACAGAUGCGAUUGCAGAAGCGAGGUGGAGGCGCUGAAGGAAACAAGAUGAUGGUGGACGUGCGGCAAACGAAGUCGCAGGACGCCGGCACGAGACAAGGCUAUCUGUACCUGAUGGAGAAGAAGGCGUUCGGCACCACGUGGACCAAACACUACUGCAUGUACGAUAAGAAGACCAAGAACCUGUCGCUGAUCCCCUACAACCAGCUGACGGGCAAGCUGAGCUCGACGGACCAGAUGGUGGUCAAGUCAUGCGUGCGCCGAAUGUCGGAGACGAUCGACCGCCGCUUCUGCUUCGACGUGACGGCCGAGGAGCGCGACGGCCAGGUGUACACGCUUCAGGCACUCUCCGAGCACGACCGCCGACUCUGGCUGGACGCCAUGGACGGCAAGGAGCCGACCUACUCCAAUUACGGCAUCGACCAGCGGACGGAGGAGACGGCGCUGGAGGACAGCGGCUUCCACUUCAUCACCACCUGCAUCGCCCAGCUCGAGGGCCGCGGCCUCGAGGAGCAGGGGCUGUACCGAGUGGUCGGAGUCAACUCCAAGGUCACCAAGCUGGUGCAGCUGGGCCUGAGCCGGCACAAGCUGGACAAGCUGCCGCUGGACAACGUCGUCGAGUGGGAGACCAAGACGCUGACGAGCGCCAUCAAGACCUUCCUCCGCAGCCUGCCGGAGCCGCUCAUGACGUUCCGCCUGCACCACGAGUUCAUCAACGCCGCCAAAACGGACAACAAGGAGGUGCGCGUGGCUGAGAUACACAAGCUGGUGCGCAAGCUGCCCAAGGUCAACUACCGCAUGCUGAAGAUACUGAUGCAGCAUGCGCAAAACGUGAGUCGGAAGAGCGAUAAGAACCUGAUGUCGGUCAGCAACCUGGGUGUCUGCUUCGGGCCGACCCUGCUCCGGCCCGAGGAGGAGACCAUGGCUGCCAUCAUCGACAUCAAGUUCUGCAACGCCGUUGUUGAGAUCCUCAUCGGGCACUUCGACACGAUAUUUUCGGGCGGACCGGUGGCCAGCACGGGCGAUUCCAACGGACAGCUGCACUACAGCAACGGCCCCGUGUCUGCCGGCCCGCCGCCGGCCAAGCCCGGCAUCAUAUCGGCCAUGGCGCAGCCGGUCCAGGUGACGGCGUACGAGGCGGAGCAGCCGGCGCGGUCCGCGCGGCUGCCGGCCGGCGUGGCGCGCCGCCACUACCCGCCGCCGUACGCGCACCCACCGCCGCCCGUGUAC
Molecule: messenger RNA, 2390 nt
Organism: Pollicipes pollicipes
Lineage: Eukaryota; Metazoa; Arthropoda; Thecostraca; Pollicipedomorpha; Pollicipedidae
Product: rho GTPase-activating protein 26
Exons: 17
Biological process (GO): signal transduction
Cellular component (GO): cytoplasm
Molecular function (GO): protein binding; GTPase activator activity
Source: RefSeq, a predicted model, not a curated record